Scatophagus argus is the source of this 6651-nucleotide messenger RNA. It is a transcript of the gene tll1, whose product is annotated as tolloid-like 1. The transcript is spliced from 24 exons. Bases 1703 to 4789 code for a protein of 1028 amino acids. Lineage: Eukaryota; Metazoa; Chordata; Actinopteri; Scatophagidae. The record is from RefSeq and is a predicted model, not a curated record. Gene Ontology annotation, biological process: proteolysis. Gene Ontology annotation, molecular function: zinc ion binding; calcium ion binding; metalloendopeptidase activity.
GCCUCCUCCUGCUGCAAUGAAAAACGUCCAGCUCAAAAAAAUAUUUUGGUGUUAAGUCUUCGAAUGUUUUUUGUGCCUAUGAAAACAAGAAGAUGUUCAUUCUCCAACAUCAAGCCAACACGAGAUUUCCACUGUAAACGCAUGCAGUAUGUUCACUUUUUCUCAUUAAAUUAAUAAAAGCUGUAUUGAAGGAUUUCUUUUUGUAAUGAAUUCAGCAACAUCUAAUUUUAAAAGUGCUACAAAGGGAACAGGACAAACAUUGAUGUUUUUGGGUAGCAGUUUCCCAACUUUUUCAUAUCAAAGACUCUGUAAACUGAUGCAGAUUACAUCACAGACCUCCACAUGGUAAGAGUUUGUCUCUGGUCUGAUAAGCAUUUGCUUUUAGAUGUUUCAUUACAGAGAGUGUUUAAAACCCAUAAGUAAAAUGGUCAGAAAUUCUUCCAUUGUAUCACUUGUGGAUAAAAUUAUUAGGAAAAUAAAUUGUUCCUCUUUAGUUGCGGACCCCCUGGAGCCCCCUCAAAGACUCUUCCUGCACCCCACUUUGAAAACCUUAUUGGCUCACCAAUCUGGCAACCUGCAUUGUAGCUGGUGAUGCAAAAGUUGGGGAGGCAGAUUGAUCAUCUUUGUCAACAAACAGUGACAGAUAGCUGCUCUUGAAGUCACCGUUAUUGUAUGGAUUAAGCAAGAAAGAUGAAUCUAAAUAAUUAGAAAGCUGCUUUAGACCUAUUGGACGGUGUACUUUGGUUAGAGCCACGCUUGCUGUUCCCCAUGUGUUCAUGCUAUGCUACCUGGCGACACCAGCUCCAUAACACACAGACAAGACUGGUAUCAAUAUUCUCAUCGAGUUCUCGAAAAGACAACAGAGGUUUUCCCCAAAAUGUUCAACUACUCCUUUUAAACAGUGAGAAAAAUGUUCUUUAUCUAUUUCUGAAGGCAGGGUGAAAUCUGAGGAGAAAAUGUGGAACAGAAGGAUGACGAAAAUCAAGAGUUUCUGCGCAGCUUCUCCUCUCCUGUUUGCUGCUCUGCAUCAGUUCACUAUCAGGAUGAAAGCUCCUUCAAACACUUGGAAGAAGUGGAAGUGGUGUUGUAGGGACAGCUGGUGUGGCUAAGAAAAGGGGAUUUGUGUCCGUGCCCCAGGCGUGUGUAGUGGACAGCUUGCGGCUGGAUUGAUAGAGUGACGUCAGCCCGCCGCUACCUCUCCCCGAGGGCAGGAUUAGUCGGGAGCUGCAGGGACAGCGCUCCGGUAAUCUCCCGGCAAUAAAUGGGGGGGAAACGGGCACGUUCGGAUCUGCCGGUACCGAGUGACACCGGAGGCCCCCCGUGAGAAGCCCUGAGAACCUCCCCCUCCUGCAUUUGAAGUAUGACGGGCCGCUUCGUGACGCUGCAGCAAACCGAGCGGGCAGGUAAACGCAGCAGCAGCCUCACCUGCGAAGCCACAGCGGAGGACAGCGGAGCUCCUCAGCGGACACUUUGCUGACUGACAGACCGAGAUCUCAGUGCACUUUUACCAUGGAGGAGAGCCGGGCAGAGUAACUUACAGCGGUCUACAGUAUCCACAGGCAGACCGUCAGAGAGAGCGCGAUCUUCACAAUGAUCCGUUAAAUUCCUGCCGCCGAUGCUUUCUUUGGAGAGUGGAUUGACCAUCUCCUAACAGCAGAGGAGACGACCAGAGAGGCCUUCACUCGUGUAUUUCGGUCUUCAGAUGGACCUAGUGCCCUCGGCACUGGCCGCUAAGAUGCGCUGGAUCACGCUGGUGCUUGCCGGCUUGACUUUCUGGGGCAAAGUGACUAUUUGUAACUGUUUCGACUACGAGGAGGCAGACUAUGAUUAUUAUGAAGAGGAGAGAACGGAGACCAUUGACUAUAAAGACCCGUGCAAAGCUGCUGUAUUCUGGGGCGACAUCGCUUUAGACGAGGAGGACCUGCGCAUGUUUCAGAUCGACAGGACGAUAGACCUCACGCAGCACACACACAUGCACACACACUCCCGGCAGGGGCACACGUCUGGUGGCGUGGAGGAACAUGAAAUUUCUAAGAAGAGAGGAUCUUUAUAUCUCCUGCUGGAGAGAAUACGUAGGUUUGGUUUCGACUAUCUCCCCAAGAACUCCAGCAAAGGAGCUGCCCUUCCCAAGAGCCAAAGUGGGAAAGGUGGGAAGACCGGGAACGUGGCGAAGAGCCGUAUCCCCCGAGCGGCCACAUCCCGAGCUGAGAGGAUAUGGCCUGGAGGAGUCAUUCCCUACGUCAUAGGAGGAAACUUCACUGGUAGUCAGAGGGCCAUGUUUAAGCAAGCCAUGCGUCACUGGGAGAAACAGACAUGUGUAACGUUCAUUGAGAAGACAGAUGAGGAGAGCUACAUAGUGUUCACCUACAGACCCUGCGGGUGUUGUUCCUAUGUGGGUCGUCGUGGCAACGGGCCCCAGGCUAUCUCCAUAGGCAAGAACUGUGACAAGUUUGGCAUCGUGGUGCACGAACUGGGUCAUGUCAUUGGCUUCUGGCAUGAGCACACGCGGCCCGACCGUGACGAUCAUGUGACCAUCAUCCGGGAUAACAUCCAACCAGGCCAGGAGUAUAACUUCCUCAAGAUGGAGCCGGGGGAGGUGAACUCUCUCGGGGAGCCAUAUGAUUUCGAUAGCAUCAUGCACUACGCCAGGAACACCUUCUCACGGGGGAUGUUCCUCGACACCAUCCUGCCAUCCAGAGAUGAAAAUGGGGUCCGGCCUGCCAUUGGCCAGCGGACCAGGCUCAGUAAAGGAGACAUUGCACAGGCAAGGAAGCUGUAUAGAUGUCCAGCAUGUGGAGAGACGCUCCAAGAGUCAACUGGCAACUUCUCAUCCCCUGGUUACCCCAACGGAUACCCAUCAUACACACACUGUGUCUGGAGAAUAUCUGUUACACCUGGAGAAAAGAUCGUUCUUAACUUCACCACCAUGGAUCUGUAUAAAAGCAGCCUGUGUUGGUACGACUACAUUGAGGUUCGGGAUGGAUACUGGAGGAAAGCUCCACUGCUCGGCAGGUUUUGCGGGGAUAAGGUUCCUGAUGUCUUGAUCUCCACGGACAGCAGGAUGUGGAUUGAGUUCCGCAGCAGCAGCAACUGGGUGGGAAAAGGCUUCGCUGCCAUUUAUGAAGCGAUCUGUGGAGGGGAAAUUACCAAGGACUCAGGCCAGAUUCAGUCUCCCAAUUACCCCGAUGACUACAGACCCUCCAAGGAGUGUGUGUGGAGGAUCACCGUGUCCGAGGGAUACAACGUCGGGCUCAGCUUCCAGGCUUUCGAGAUCGAGAGGCACGACAGCUGCGCUUACGACUACUUGGAGGUCCGAGACGGCCCUCUGGAGACAAGCCCUCUGAUUGGUCGAUUCUGCGGCUACGACAAACCCGAGGACGUGCGUUCCACGUCACAUACGCUGUGGAUGAAGUUUGUCUCAGACGGGACGGUUAACAAGGCCGGCUUUGCUGCUAACUUUUUCAAAGAGGAGGAUGAGUGUGCCAAGCCAGACAAUGGUGGAUGUGAACAGAGGUGUGUAAACACUCUCGGCAGCUUCAAGUGUGCCUGUGACCCGGGCUAUGAACUAGCUCCCGACAAGAAGAGCUGUGAAGCGGCAUGUGGUGGUCUCCUCUCUAAGUUGAACGGGACCAUCAGCACUCCUGGCUGGCCUAAAGAGUAUCCGCCCAACAAGAACUGCGUGUGGCAGGUGGUCGCUCCCACUCAGUACCGCAUCUCCAUGCAGUUCGAGGCCUUCGAGCUGGAGGGAAACGAGGUGUGUAAGUACGACUACGUGGAGGUGCGCAGCGGCCUCUCGUCCGACUCGAAGCUGCAUGGCAAAUACUGCGGCACCGAGGUCCCUGAAGUUAUCACGUCACAAUACAACAACAUGAGGAUUGAGUUCAAGUCUGACAAUACCGUUUCCAAGAAAGGCUUCAAGGCUCACUUCUUCUCAGACAAAGAUGAGUGCAGCAAGGACAACGGUGGCUGCCAGCACGAGUGCAUCAACACAGUGGGCUCUUACGUUUGUCAGUGUCGCCAUGGCUUUGUACUGCAUGAGAACAAACAUGACUGUAAGGAAGCUGAGUGUGAGCAUAAAAUCCACAGCCCCAGUGGGACGCUGAGCAGCCCCAACUGGCCGGACAAGUAUCCCAGCCGUAAGGAGUGCACCUGGGACAUCACGGCCACGCCUGGACACCGAGUUAAGAUAACCUUCAACGAGUUUGAGAUCGAACAGCACCAGGAAUGUGCUUAUGACCACCUGGAGGCCUUCGACGGGGACAGUGACACGGCUUCCAUUUUGGGUCGACUGUGUGGCAGUAAGAUCCCAGAGCAGCUUGUCUCCACCGGCAACAAGAUGUACCUCCGCUUCAUCUCUGACGCCUCAGUGCAAAGAAAGGGCUUCCAAGCCACACACUCUACAGAGUGUGGAGGUCGUCUGAAGGCGGAAGCUCGUCAGAAGAACCUCUACUCUCACUCCCAGUUUGGAGACAAUAAUUACCCGGGUCACACCGACUGCGAGUGGCUGCUGACAGCCGAGCAGGGCUACGGCAUCGAGCUGGGCUUCAUCACCUUUGAGGUAGAAGAAGAGGCUGACUGUGGCUAUGACUACAUCGAGCUGUACAACGGCUACGACGCCAACUCGCAUCGACUCGGCCGCUUCUGUGGUUCAGGGCCCAGGGAGGGGAUCUACUCGCCCGGAAGCGCUAUGCUCAUCCGCUUCCAUAGCGACGACACAAUCAGCAAGAAGGGCUUCCACAUCCGCUACACGAGCACCAAGUUCCAGGAGAGCCUUCACACCAGGAAAUGACCUCACAAGCACCCUGUGACCUCUGACCUCCGUGCAGUCCCGCCACUAUUACCCCGACCUUCACCAUGGUAAAGAGAAGACAAACACAGCUCGCCCCCCCCCCUUCUUCUCAAACCCACAGGCAGACAUGGACGUUCGCCAGCCCCAGGAGGAAGACCAACCCCCCACCCCCACACUGUGGCUCCACACAGGUCAUCGCACUCUGAGAUGAGACAGGAAAAGCACAGAGAUAUCGAAUACGAGCUUCAACAAAUGUCGGGAAACACUCUGAUGAUCGGUUGAGCCUUUGCUAUCUGGGAAAUGGAUUUUAUUAUUGGACAUGAAGCUACCCUCAGCGUGGACAGGAAGUUGCUGAGGAUCCAAAUCGGUUAACCGAGAUACUCAUGACUGCACAAGUGCAAACAGGGUGCAAACACACACAAACACACUAGAUUCGUUUUCAGAAUUAUAAACUAUGGAUGCUUGAGGAACUGAGGAGCUUUUCUUCUUAAAAGAAAAUGCAUCCAGCGAGGGAGUUUUGAGUGUUUUCUGACUCCCCUGAACCGUGUGACUUUCUGUGAUCUGCUCAGACCCACAGUAGCUGAGAGGAAAAAGACGUUUUUAUUACCUUUGAUGCCUGGGAACUGGUCUCUUCCACCCAGCUCAGAACGGCUGCAAAUGAUUUUAUUUCAUGUGUUAUUGUAAAAACCCACUGUGUUUUCUGUGUGUGUGUGUGUGUCUGUGUGUACAGAGAAAAAGAUGAAAAACAAAAGGCUGAAGUCCGUCAUUUGUCCUUUUGCUUAAAGCUUAUGCAGACGACCAUUUUGGGGAAAAAAAAUCUGAAAAAAUGCAAAUGGAGAAUUUCCAAAUGAGCUGUGAUGUUAAAGUUAAGCCUUGCUUUAUGUUGUGUGCAUGUGUGUGUGUGUGUGUGUGUGUCUGUCUGUCCAUGCCGUUUUUGAGUUUUGCACCAUCUUUUAACAAACCAAGGAACUUUCAUGGAUUUUUCCAAUUUCCACCUCGCACUCCUCAAAAGAGAUUUUUUUUCUCUUUCCAGUGGAUAUCGGAAGGGAAUAUUUUCACAGCUGUCUCUUGGAGUGACACGAUUCAGAUUGAAAGAACGAUUCCCAUGGUGCUAAAAAUAAAAAUACACUGAAUGACAAAUGACUGCGGAUGGAAGUAAAGGUUUUCAGUAGGGGACACAGUCAGCGUGCAAACAGCACACUGCAUCAACAGCACUAGUCCUGUGGAACUACAAUAUUGCCUUAGAACCAAAACGUUUGCUAUCGGAGGUCGCUCCUAUGCUCUUGCACAGGUGUCUUGUGUCAGCGGAGUGUUUUUCAAGGCUUUUUUGGCAGCGUAUUUCAUUUGCUUGGAGAUCUUGAAUGGUUUUACUGUUAAAACAGAACAUGGGAAAUGUAGUCUGUGUGUGAGCUAGGCUGUCAGUGAUGCAUGUGUGUUCGGGUGUCAUUUUUGUAGCUGCUCUCAGAGACGCGUACACACACGCUUACACGUCCACAGAUGCACAAAAACACACCUCGUUUGUGUGUGCAUUUUCCCCAAACACACACUUAACCCUUCUGUAUAUGUGAAGCGUGGAAGAGCAAAGUGCUGUAGAAGUUGAACGAAUAUCAAGGCGCACACGGGCUGCAUCACUUUCGUGUUGAAUGCAAACGUGUAAGCGCGUGUCAUAGGAGAUUAUAGAGAAAUAAUGUGUAUGUGUGUAAAUUGUGCGUUUUUGAGUUCAGUCAUUCAAUGCUGUACGUGCCAAGCUCCAGGUGACCCUGAUCCACUCGUAGUUUUUGUUUUAACCCACCUCUGUAGUCCAGAGACACUGACAGGACGUCCUCUGCAUCGGUCAUUAAAAUACACACGUGUAAAAACUA